GAGAUGUCCUCAAAUUGAACGAAUGAUCGAUGAAAACAAUAUUAGUUGGUUUGAAAAUGAGAAUUUAAAAGAAAGUAAAAGUUUUACAACAUUCACGUUUUCGAUAAAUUUGAAAUGAUUCGAUAAGAACCGUGCAGAUUAUUUGCAAAUGGGAUACAGUUCAAGAAUCUUGAAGAGACACAUCAAUAUCGAACGAACUUUGUUUUCCUCCAUUCAAACGUAUUAACAAUUAGAUUAAACGAAUUACGAAAGUGAUCGAAUUUAAAAACAAAUGAAAGUAUAAAAAAAUGAGAUAAUGUUGCAAAUAUAAUUCGGCAAUAAUUGGUAUAAGGAUAUUUUAGUGUUGAUUACCUCGACCAUCAAAUCUAAUAUUUACAUUCAAUUUGUUUGAUUGCGAACUCUUUACAUGUUUGAUAAAGAAACAUUGUGAAAAUUACAUGUGGCCAAUUUGAUAUUUUAACGAUUGCAUAGUAUACCAAAAUGACAAAUAGGAUCAUGUUUAUUAAGAAAUCGAUAAUAAUUCAUACGCAAGUCGUGCAACAUUUUAAUUCACUGUGAUGGGAUGAAAGAAGCGAAGUUGACGGUGAUGCACUGGUGUUAUCUAUGGAAAUAAGUGGAAUACAGACUAAUAGAAUGCGGACAUUAUACAAAUCAUAUGACACGGGUGCGGGCAUGGGCACGAGUUCACGAGCACGGGUACACGAACACGAACUCAAACACAAGUACACUAGUCCAUCCAUGUUAGCGUGAUUUGCCAUCUCUGUCGAACCACCACCACGAAGUACAGAGAAAAAGUGGAACAGAAUUUUCGGUAGACUUUGCGCGCCCAUCAUUAAACCAUCGUGUGACACAUAUUGAGGCUCCAGCUAACCCUUAAAAAUUAAUGUAUACACUAUUGUGAAUGACGUCCAAUCAAUUUCCAUCCGAAUGUCGGUCGUUACUAAUUGAUUGAAAUUUCAUUUGAAAACACGAUUUCAAAAAUGCCAAUUGCCAAAUUUGGCAAAUCUUCCUUUUAGUUUUGUUUUUUUUUUUUUUUUGCGAAAUUCUUUCCAUCAUUCGAUUCUAUCGAUCGAACUUUGAGGGUUAACAGAAAGAUGCUGUACAAUGGAAAACGUGUAAAUUAGGGGAUACAAGCAUGUUAAUCUUGAUUUUUGCGUUUGCGCUGCAUCGAAUGCGUCAAUUUGAAUACCACCAGAGCCACACAUUGUUUGUGAAACACAUUUUAACAAGUGCUUGAGACACAAAUUUGGAAUUUUCUAAUACCAUCUAUAUGAACAUUUCGAUGCUUUUCAUUUACAAUUUGUUUCUAUUUUCCUAAUAAUUUUCACAAUUGUUUGAGCGCUUCAAGAUACAAAUGAGAGUUGUGAGAUUUUUGAAUAGUUUCACGGUUGCGGUUGUGCAAAAGAUGGCGCUGGCAAAUAUUCUAUCGUAAUCACAUUUCCACUUAUUUAGCAGCGUUAAAGGCGAAAAAAUAAUUGCGUUGUGAUGGAAAAGCAUGUCUUGAACAUUUUUUUUUUUUGACCGUUGCUUUACGAAUAUAACUGAAAAUAUUUCUUUAAAAAUGUGUAUUGGUCAGCAUUCAGUGUAGGGUACACGAGACCACGAGAGAAACGUCGAUAUUUUUUGAAAUGGGAUGUGCACGCGCUCUCAAGAUUAAAACCACGUAGAGUUAAGUUUUUACACCGAGUGACAGUUUGCAACUUUUCUCCUGCGUGUUCUCUCGCACAGAAAAUUCAUAUGUGGAGUUUCUCUAUAGUCUCAAUAAAUGAGAUAUAAAUCGCAUGUUCGUAAAUAUCGAUUCAUUGCGCACGCAAUUCAUUCAUCGCAUUUUGUAGUCAGUGCCGUUUGAAGCCAUCGAGAAGAAGGGAUCGGCAUCCCGUUACGAGCUCCGUGUCUCGUAAAUAAUGUUUUUUUUGACGGUACAUUCACUUUUUUAACCGUCCCAAUUAUAAUUUCAUUCCAGAAAUAAUUUUAUCAUCAUUUUCUUGUUAGUAAAAAAAACGAUUGAAAAUAAGAAGAAAAAAUUCAACAAAAAUAUUAAAAAAUAAUAGAACUUUUUAAUAAAAAAAAAAAAAAACGUAAUCAACCAAAACAAAACAACAAAACGAACCGAAAGAACGAACGAAUGAAUGAACGAGCCAACUCAGAGAUAGCAAAAUUUGUUAUAGAAAUUCCAAAAACAAGUUUUAACCGAAACAAACGAAAUGAAACGCCAUACAAUUUCGAUUUAAGGAUACAACGUGUUUUUUUUUUCAAUGAACUGUGCUUGCGAUUUCGCGGAUAACAGGAAAACGUUCAGUGAAAUUAGUGCAACGCGUGUGUUUGUGCAGUCGAGAAAAGAGAAACGGGGAGAAGAACGAAAUUCAAAGAAAAAAAAAACAACUGUCGAAAUACGUUCAGCAUCUUUAUCAAUCGACGCGUAUUUACCGAGAAUCGAAUGAAAGAAAACGGGUUGAAAAAUUGUGCACACGUAGAAAUGAAUGUAGAAUUGUGUUCAAAAUGAUUGCAGUGUCAAUGAAUAACAACAUAAUAUCAAAUCAUUCAAUUCGAAACAGUGUUUUUAAUCGUAGCGUUUUAUUGAGUUUGUAAAAUUUAUUUGUUCGCAAUUUCGACUGUUAAUUACCCCAUCGGCCAAGUAACAAACUGGACGACGAUGGGGCCAUGAGCUUAAGCUACAAUAUCAUUUCGAGUCGCAAGUGCGUCUCAAUCGUGCUUGCACCAUGCUAGCACUGCUGAACCUGAGGUCAAUAUGCGACCAGGACCUGGGCUGGUCGUGAUGGCGCUUGCGUUUAUUUCGGGAGCUCGACGAAGCACAAGUCAACAGAGCAAUCCCACAAUUGAAAGAAAUUCAAAUUUACCGAAAGAAGAACAAACAGGAUUCUUAGCUCAACUAAAUCCAUGGUUGUCUGCUUGCGACGUGGCAAAUCCAAUAACAGCACCGGAUCUUCAGGGUCAAUGUUCAGUAAGCGGUAGCACACUGCCUAAACAUUGGGUAAACGAAGGCCCUGGACCACCAAUAUGUGCGCAGUCCUGCAGUGAAAAAUAUAAAACAAAUUUCGCCAGUAAAACAACAGAUAGUAAUUUAAAUAUGGAUGAGAAAAAUCGGUUUUAUGAAAAACAACAGUGCCUUGAUUAUUUGGGCGAUGAUAAAUUGACUUCUAGUCCUGAACAAAUUUGUAAAAAAUCAUCACGUGAAAUAUCGAACAAACUACGUACAUUACGUUUAAGACAUUGUUGCGAACGAAAUGUUUACAGUGCAUUGCAUGACGAUGGAAUGUCAGCUGUAACCAAAGGUGGCAGAGAAUGCGAACAAAUAUUACAAAACCUUAUUGAGGCGGACGCAUUAGCUAGUAGGAUUACAUGUGGACUUAAUGAAAUUCUAUUUAGAUAUGAUUGUAGGCAAGUUUAUUCGAUAAAACAUGGAUGCAAUGAUUGCAAGGAGGCGUAUCGCAGAUGGGUCUGUAGCACAUUAAUUCCAUAUUUUGCUGAACCAAUCGAUAUCAGGCAGAGUCGAAACAAGGAAAAUAAGGAGAAUACCAACAAUAAUAACAAUAACAAUAAUAUUAAUUAUAAUAAUAAUGUUAAUAAUAAUAAUGAACCCAAUUCAAAAAGUCUACGUUCAUCGCUGACCGAUGAAGAAGAUAAAAAAACUCAGGUUGGUUUGGUGUCUGAUGAUCCUGUUGUAUUUAAAAUACUAAAUAGAUCAAAACGAAAAUCUACUUCAGAGAAACGGCGAAAGAGAAUAAGACCAUGUCUGAAAAUUUGCCAAAGUGUUGAAGAACGUUGUCCAUAUUUAUUGCCUGGUGACAGAUCGCCUGGAUACAAUACGCAGUAUGCAGGCGAGCCAACAUUCCUCUGUAAUGAUCCAAACAUUCCCGAAACUGGUGAACAACUGGCAAAAUCUAACAAUGGGGCUGAUAACUGUUGUUACGAGUAUUGUAAUUCGUUUUCGGUAUACAUGGGUGCAUGCGCUUAUUGUGACUCAGUUGAACCCGAUCCAGCUGAUAGUCAAACUGAUGUGCAGUUGAUCCAAAAGAAGCCGGUCGACGAAACUAAGAUGCUUCAACAGCGAUAUGAUAGCUCUAGCGUAGCGAAGCUAGAUACACCGCCUCAAACCUGCCAACUGUUGCCGGGUCUGUCGCUAACAAGUACACGAUGUGAAAUCCCAUACUAUGCAUCAUCCUUUGACAUGACAACAUUGCACUCUACGGACACAUCAACACCGUCGACAGUGUCAACAUCAACGAUGGCCGAAAGUACGUGAAUCUAGUUUACAACGCACGCACAAAGACCUAGGAAAACGUUUUUUUUUUUAAAAUUGUACUGAAUACUUUGCACGGAUGCUUCAAGAUUCGUAUGUCAUCGGUUCUUGAACGAAAAAGCUCAUUUCAUAACCCCCAUUUGACGCUGUGUGCGCUAUUAUUAUUGCUGUUAUGCCUGUGCACAUACAUAUGCACCAUGAUAUGCAUAUAUAAAUGAAAUAUAUGUCGCCUUUUUCGCAAAACUGUUCCCGAACAAAACAUCGAAUUAUUGGGUGUGAAUACAAUCCCCCCAUCUGUUAAAUAGCCACGACCAAUGGUUUUAUAUCCGAAAACAAACUGGUCUAAUCCUUGUCGAUGAAAAACAACACGGUUCAGCUUCAAAUCUACAAAAUGUUCUACACUCACACUGACUUAUCGAAAAAGGUUCGCGCAUCAAAUCGAAUAAUAAUUGCCAACAUGUCGAGGAAGCUCCAAUCUAGCGCUCGGACUAGAUGCUAAAUACAAAUAAUUAAAUCAUAAUUCAUCAAUGACUAAUCAAACCAAAACUUUCAACGAUCAUUAUCGAACAGUAUAGUUUUUCGUCUAGUUUGAUUUUUGUUUCCGGAAAAGAUGCAGUAUGCUCACAAAGCCGAAAAUUGCUUCACAAUUUUGCUAUAUUUUGAUUUAGUUUAUGAAAUCUAUCUUAAUAAAUGCAGAAAAACAGGAAAAAAAUACAACUGGACGAGUGCAGUGACUGAGCGUCAGAUUUACACCACUAGCCAUGCUCACAAUCCAAUUUGAUAAACUUUGAUACAUUUACAAAUUUGGACAAUAUCAUGGAACCUGUUGUAAUGAACUAACACACUCAUAUACUAUUGACGCGCUAAGGAGAGAACAACCAAUGAAUCGAAAAAUUAUAUCGCUGCAAGGGCUGCACCAUAUAUUGAUCCAUUUUGCCGAAUUCUAGUUUUCAUGAUAGUGAACAAAAAAAAAAAAUUAAAUAAAUACUAUAACAGUAACAAUAAUGAAAAAAAAACCAUUUGAAGGGAAAAAAAAGUAUUAAAAUAAUAAAUUAAAAAUGAAAGUAUAUGAAAAUAAUAGCA
This is a messenger RNA of Sitodiplosis mosellana (orange wheat blossom midge), 5344 nucleotides long. RefSeq lists its product as uncharacterized. The coding region runs from base 2750 to 4264 and encodes 504 amino acids. Gene Ontology annotation, biological process: calcium ion import across plasma membrane. The transcript is spliced from 7 exons. The record is from RefSeq and is a predicted model, not a curated record. Gene Ontology annotation, molecular function: stretch-activated, monoatomic cation-selective, calcium channel activity. NCBI's taxonomy places the organism in Eukaryota, Metazoa, Arthropoda, Insecta, Diptera, Cecidomyiidae. Gene Ontology annotation, cellular component: plasma membrane.